GUUAUUUUUGCGUAAUGAAGAGAAAUCCUAUCUUUGAAAAUAUUGAAUAUUACAUCUUUAAUUAAUAUUUUAUUGAAAGAAUCUCAAUAAUGGCAUGUCGUGAGCUACAGACAGCUGACCUGAUUCAGAGUGGCAUGGACCGACCCCCCUCCCCAGCCCGACUAGCCUACACCUCAGACAAACACCCCAGACACACCCUGGAAGCAAUCAACGUCCUACGGAAACAUCGUGAAUUGUGUGAUGUUGUCCUCAUUGUUGGAACUAAAAAGAUCUUCGCUCAUCGCGUUAUCUUGUCUGCAUGUAGUCCCUACUUUCAUGCCAUGUUUACGGGAGAGCUGGCUGAGAGCAGACAGACAGAGGUGACCAUCAGAGACAUUGACGAGACAGCUAUGGAGCUAUUAAUAGACUUCUGUUAUACCUCUAACAUUACUGUGGAGGAGGGGAACGUUCAGACCCUCCUCCCUGCGGCUUGCCUGUUACAGCUGGCCGAGAUACAGGAUGUGUGCUGUGAGUUUCUGAAGAGACAAUUAGAUCCCUCCAACUGCCUGGGUAUCAGGGCUUUUGCUGACACUCAUGCAUGUAGAGAUUUAUUAAGGAUUGCCGAUAAAUUUACUCAGCAUAAUUUUCAAGAGGUGAUGGAAAGUGAAGAGUUUAUGCUUCUUCCUGUCAAUCAGUUGGUAGACAUCAUCUCUAGUGACGAACUAAAUGUUCGCAGCGAGGAACAAGUGUAUAACGCGGUCGUCAACUGGGUCAAGUUCAACAUUGGAGAGAGGCGAACGCAUCUACCAAUAGUAGUUCAACAUGUUCGUCUUCCCUUAAUGAGCCCCAAAUUCCUGGUAGGAACAGUGGGAUCUGAAUUACUUAUAAAGAGUGAUGACACAUGUAGAGACUUAGUGGACGAGGCCAAAAACUACCUACUCCUACCCCAGGAGCGACCCCUUAUGCAGGGUCCUAGAACUCGUCCUCGUAAACCAAUCAGGUGUGGAGAGGUUUUAUUUGCAGUUGGAGGAUGGUGUAGUGGUGAUGCCAUAUCCAGUGUGGAGCGGUUUGAUCCCCAGACCAGCGAGUGGCGUAUGGUGGCACCAAUGUCCAAGCGGCGCUGUGGGGUGGGAGUUGCUGUAUUAAAUGAUCUUUUGUAUGCAGUUGGUGGACAUGAUGGGCAGUCUUAUUUAAACAGCAUUGAAAGGUUUGACCCUCAGACAAACCAGUGGAGUGGGGAUGUAGCCCCGACCAGUUCCUGUCGGACGAGUGUAGGAGUGGCAGUGCUGGAUAAUUACAUGUAUGCAGUAGGGGGCCAAGAUGGCGUCUCCUGUCUGAACUUUGUAGAGAGGUAUGAUCCACAACUUAAUAAGUGGACUAAGGUAGCGUCUAUGAGUACCAGGAGGUUAGGAGUGGGUGUGGCUGUUUUGGGGGGAUACCUGUAUGCUGUCGGGGGUUCAGAUGGGACAUCGCCACUAAACACAGUUGAAAGAUAUGAUCCCCGUAGCAAUCGAUGGACACCAGUCUCUCCCAUGGGCACAAGGCGUAAACAUCUGGGAGUGGCCGUGUAUAACAAUAUGAUCUAUGCAGUUGGAGGGAGAGAUGACACAACAGAGUUGAGCAGUGCGGAACGAUACAACCCCCAGGCUAAUACAUGGCAAGCAGUGGUUGCCAUGACAUCACGGAGGAGUGGGGUUGGAUUAGCAGUUGUAAAUGGACAACUUAUGGCCAUAGGAGGCUUUGAUGGAACAACUUAUUUAAAGACAAUAGAAGUGUAUGAUUCAGAGGCAAACUGCUGGAAAUUAUGUGGGGGAAUGAACUAUCGCAGGUUAGGUGGAGGAGUGGGGGUGGUCCGCAUGCCCCAACAUGAAUCUCAUCUCUGGUAGUCAGCAUAAAAUGCUGCAUAAAGACACAAUCUAACAAAUGGCAUUACAGUAGCAGCAAUUCAUGUAUAUAUGGGGAGUGCUACACCUAUCUCAAAUGCUGAGUGAAAGAAAAUUCUACUGUAAAUUAUAGGGAUAUUUUUCCCUUCCACAUGAGAAACACCUUAAGAUUUGUACAUAAAUUUCAGUAUUUAUCUUGUUUAUAUAUACUGUAGUGCUUUCACAUUUGUUGUCACAUUGAUUAACUUCUCAGUAUCAGAAAUCUUGUAGGUUACUGCCUGUCUGCAUUUCUUUGCUACUUUCUUUUCGCCAGAUUCGGAUAGCAAAGGAAGUAGUUUUCAUAUUUUGUAAAUAACUUGAGCUUUGUAUGUUUUCAGAAAAAAAAGUGCUCUUUUCAUUGUACAUGUAUUUCAAGUUAUUAUUAUUGCAUCUGAGAGAUUUCAUGGCAAAGUUUUGUCAUUCAAGUGAUACUUAAUUGAGUGUUUUGUGUGUAUGGAAAUUGUAAGUGUUUUGCAUAAAGACUUUGUAAAAGUUUGAAUGAUUUAUUGAGUAGCUUGUAAUUUUGAUAUGCAAGGCAGAAGAAUGUACUUUUAAAUACCUUAUGUAAGAAUGGAAUGUUUAUUAUGACUGCUUUUUCUGUACUAAUUAACCCAAUACUUUCAUAAUUGGCUUUUUUCACUGCAGUCAUUCAUCAAAUAAAAGUCAUAAAAUUUAAAAAUUCCAGUUUUGAAUAAAAAAAAUUAUCAAAAGCUUCAUGUGUGAAAGUAGAGAUGAACAGUACAUGUAUUAAAUAUCUUUAAAAAAAAAAAAGCAACAUGUCAUUUGUUUGUGAUAAAUCAACACAACUGAUUAUUGGCUGUAAAAUGUGAUGUAUGGAAAUUCAGAGACUUUUUUCUGCUUCUUUGAAAUACCAGAAUGCUACAAAUAUGGCUAAAUCUCUUUUAUUUACCUUAAAUAUUAAAAAUAUACAGUUUAGGUUUCCUGCCCUCAGUUUAAUCUGAAAUAGAAAUUUUUUCCAUUCAUAAAUAGUAAAACAGAAAUAAACAGUGACAGAAAUACAAUGAUAGACAUUGUUUGAA
Messenger RNA from Saccostrea echinata, 2941 nucleotides. Its product is annotated as kelch-like protein 20. The transcript has 9 exons. Bases 90 to 1865 code for a protein of 591 amino acids. The record is from RefSeq and is a predicted model, not a curated record. Gene Ontology annotation, molecular function: protein binding. NCBI's taxonomy places the organism in Eukaryota, Metazoa, Mollusca, Bivalvia, Ostreida, Ostreidae.